CACGUGACUCUGGGUGAAGUUCUUCCUGAGAGAGCGGUGCAAAACAGACUGACAAAUCCAGGAACGGAGAAUUGCAGUUUGUGUAGUCAGUGGAAGAAGCACUCCCCUGUAGAGUCAUGGCCUCUGCAUCAAUACCAGUCUACAACCGCUCAAAUAACCCCCUGGAGAACAGCUCUAGUCAGAAUGCAUCCAGAGAGAGUCUGAAGAUGGAACCACUGGCAGUCACCCUACUGCCCGGAGAGGAGAGAGUCAUAGACAAAGACAUAAUGUACAUAUGUCCAUUCAGCAGACCUGUCAAAGGCAAAGUCUUCAUUACUAACUACAGACUGUACUUCAAGAGUGCAGACGCAGACCCGUCGGUGACCCUGAACGUUCCGCUGGGUGCCAUUGGCCGGGUGGAGAAGAUGGGCGGAGCCUCUAGUCGGGGGGAGAACUCAUACGGGCUGGACAUCACCUGCAAGGACAUGAGGAACCUGAGGUUUGCGCUGAAGCAAGAGGGCCACAGCAGAAGAGACAUCUUCGAUAUACUCUUUAGAUACGCCUUUCCACUAUCCCACGGCCUGCUUCUGUUUGCUUACCUGAGUCAGGAGAAAUAUGAAGAGAAUGGCUGGAGUGUCUACAAACCCAUGGAAGAGUUCAGGCGGCAGGGCUUACCCACUGACAAGUGGCGUAUCACGUUCAUCAAUGACAACUACGAGCUGUGUGACACCUACCCCACUAUACUGGUGGUUCCCUUCAAAGCUACAGAGGAAGACCUGAGGAAAGUGUCUACCUUCCGGUCGAGAGGACGCAUACCGGUCCUAUCCUGGAUCCACCGUGAGAACCAGGCCGUUAUCUGCCGCUGCUCCCAGCCCCUGGUGGGGAUGUCUGGGAAGAGGAACAAGGACGACGAGCGCUACCUGGACGUGAUCCGGGAGGCCAACGGCACUGCCAAGCUCACCAUCUACGACGCACGGCCCAGCGUCAACGCCGUUGCCAACAAGGCCACGGGUGGGGGUUACGAAGGAGACGACACUUAUCAGAACGCUGAGCUGGUGUUUCUGGACAUACACAACAUCCACGUCAUGAGAGAGUCACUGAAGAAGCUAAAGGACAUCGUCUAUCCCAACGUAGAGGAGUCACACUGGCUGUCUAGUCUGGAGUCUACACACUGGCUAGAACACAUCAAGCUCGUCCUCUCCGGAGCCAUCCAGGUAGCAGAUAAGAUAUCGGGGGGUAACUCUGUGGUGGUCCACUGUAGUGAUGGGUGGGACCGGACAGCCCAGCUCACCUCUCUGGCCAUGCUGAUGCUGGACAGCCACUACCGCACACUCCGGGGCUUCCAGGUACUGCUGGAGAAGGAGUGGAUCAGCUUCGGACACAAGUUUGCCUCUAGGAUAGGACACGGGGAUAAGAACCAUGCAGACCAGGAUAGGUCUCCUAUCUUUGUACAGUUCAUAGACUGUGUCUGGCAGAUGACCAAACAGUUCCCGACAGCGUUUGAGUUCAACGAGCGGCUCCUAAUGACCAUCCUGGAUCACCUGUUCAGCUGUCGCUUUGGAACCUUCCUCUACAACUGUGAGAGUGCCAGGGACACCAACGAGGUACGGUCUAAGACAGUGUCCCUGUGGUCGUUGGUGAACAGUGACUCUACUUCCUACCUGAACCCCUUCUACACUCCUGAGUCCAGUAGGGUCCUCUACCCCGUAGCCAGCAUGAGACACCUAGAGCUUUGGGUGACUUAUUACAUCCGCUGGAACCCACGCAUACGACAACAGCAGAGUCCAGUGGAACAGCGUUACAUGGAGCUCCUGGCACUGAGAGACGAAUACCUGAAGAAACUAGAGGAACUGCAGCUCACUGACUCCUCCCCUAACUCCUCCCACCUAUCAAAUAGCUCUGCCUCCAAUGCGGCCUCGCCCACGCAGCACAUCAAUCACCUGCACACCCCUUUCUGAGUGGGGUACUCAAACACACACGUGAGUGUGUGUUUGUUCAUCAGGGUUGAGGUUACUUCGAUAUCAAUUGAGUCAAUGAAUCAAAGGAAAUAGAAUUCCUAAUUUAAGAUUUGAAAAGUGAAAUUUAUUCCAAAUAGGAACUUUUCAGAUUCUUGAAUUAGAAUUUCAAUUCACUUCCUGAAUCGACAUGUAAUUUGACCCUGACACAGACACAAUAAGUUGUUUUUUUGUACAUAGCGUUAGUAAAGUAAUAAUGGAGAUGAUAAAUAACAUGGAAAUCAUGACGUAUGACCAUAACAAAAACUUAACUAUGGUGAUUAUGCAAUAUGUCACAGUACAGCCUUUUGACAACUUUUGUAUAACGUUUUUUUUUCUGCAAAAACAGAGAAGCCUUAAUACGAAAUAAAAUAAAUACUCAGUGUGUUGUAGAUAAACUAUAAAGGACGUGUGAAAGGUUAAAACUCAAUGGCUGCAUUACGAUUCUCUACACUUUACAUAGUGUGCACUCAUUUACUCCCCAGCAUUGCAUCGGUAAAAGCAGGCUGGAGGGAGUUUCCAUCGUAUUACUCACACCAGUCCAUUAAUUUUAAAUCCAUGAGAGGAGGGGGGGGUGAAUGAGUGCACACUUCCAGAAGAGUAAAGAAUGGGAACAUAGCCCCUGCUCCUCUUGAACUCUGUACACUGUGUCAACUCCAAGACCUGAAAAGGGCAUUGUUAAACUGUUAUGACAAACAUACUAAAAAGAGAACGUUUGACUAUUAGUGCAUUUGGCUGACUUAAAUCAGUGUGCACCUGUACAAAUGUCCUCAAUAUGAGCAAUACCAGUCCAGUCAACCAGUUAAGUGUGGAUAACAAACUAGAGUAACUUCAGUAAUAAGUUGGGUAAACUCCCAUAAGUUGGGUAAGUACAAACCCUGCAGUUCCCCAGUCCCAACUCACUUAAAUUCUCUGAAUAUCUGCGUCCUUCAGUUUAUUGCAUACAUUCGUAACAGCCCUAAGUCCUUGCAUUUAUCAGGGGUUGUCUGUAGUCCACUCUAUGAGAUGUCCAGUGGGUCCAGUAUCCCCAUGUAUUUUACUGUAGAAGGUCUAUGGAGAGACAGGACACUGAGUUGUAUUGGUUUUUAUUAGAGGAGCUGUGAGUUUUUAUCUCCAACAAUGUCCACCCUAGCCUGGUCCCAGAUCUGUUAGUGCUGUCUUGCGAACUCAUGCAUGUCAAGUAUGACAAUGACCAUAGGAAUUGGCAAGACAGCACAAACCGAUCUGGCACCAGGCUAGGUCCACUCAGUCAGUCCAAUAAAGUUCUGCAUCAACAGGACUCUCAUUUUGCCAACGUAAAACUUGAGAACCUUAGAACCUGUCACCUUAAAACCAGUCAAACUCCUCUUGGCAUAAACUUAAACCUGAAAUCCCUAAUGGUGAAACUGCCACAUCCAUUUGCGAUUAUAACAACGAAGUUACUGCAAACAACUAAUUCUGGUUAUUUCCCUCCGACAUCAUUGCACAUGAAUAGAAGCAUAUGUAAUGCCAUUUUUUUUACCACGAUCUGCAACGCUCCCCAGCUCUGCUUCGUCAACAAAACAAAAACGAUAACAACGGCCGUGGGGCGGACAGAGGCGCUGUUUUGCCUACUGCUCAUUCCGUGAUUAAACAUUUAUCUCAAAACACUUUAUCUAAAUCCAGGGAGCAAAAUUGGUUUAGAUCAAGUUUGCUUGAGUUUAAAGGUUUUAGGACUUCCACAGAGUUUUCUCCAAAAGACUAUGGGCAGGAAAAAGUUAUUUUGACAAGAGCAACAACCAGAGGUGAGGUAAGAUCGGUGGAAAAGUCCAGAAUAGUUUGAAAACUUUCAAGGGACAACAAUAAGGUGUCCCAAGUAUUCUCAGACAAGAUACAGUUCUUUGGACAAUAACUACCAUAGAGUUUGAGAUAAGAUUUGGGAUAAGAUUAGUAAAAAGAAGUCUAGAAAUGUUUAGUAACUCUUUUUAAAGGGCAGGUCCAGUGUUCUCGGGACCGCUGGUCGGGUCCAGUUCUGUGCCUUUGACCACCUGAGGUUCAACCUCAGGUAGACGUUUUGUACCCAAACCAGAGAUCUGUAUAUAAUGAGAUGCUCAUGUCUCUGCCCCAGCAAUGGGAGUUGUUGACCCAAAGGCAAGAAGGCAGGCGACAAGCUUAGGUCAAAAAUUAGCCCAUAGAAACACAUUGGGCAAUUUGUAAAAUAUAUUUUGGCAGGAGUGAAACCUCUCGCUUCACCUCUUCCUCUCUGCUCAAACUAUACAUUUUGUCUUUGUUAUCGUUCCUCUGUGGCGGGGAGAAAGGGAAAGAAAGCACCCAAUUGGUUGUGGCAGGAAAAAGGAAGCACCUGAUUUGUUGUGGCGUGGGAAAGUCAAAUCCUGAUUCGUCGUCAGGGGGGAGAAAGAUGGGGAAAGGAAACUGUUGAUGGGUUGCUGUGGGUUCGUUCUCGUGAAGACUCUUCGGGUGGGUUACGCUUGUUUUAAAACGGUCACCAUACUGGAUAUGGCAACGCCAUACAAAAGAAUGAAUAGAUAUGACUUAGAAGGCUUGUGCGGGGUCACCCAUGUUGAAAGGUGGUGGUGGGGAAAGAAUGAGGGCACUAGCGGCUCCCUAAUGCCUCACCAGAAUGCAGCACUUUGGAAGUCUUUGGCCUCAAUAAGCAGGGGAAAGUAAAAAACGACACUGCAAGGGAAAAAUAACCACAUCGCAGAAGACUUUGUUUGAUUGUGUUAGUUGGUUGAUUAUUUUUAGCGAAAAAUGUAAAAGACAAAAAUCUAUUUUUAUUUUUUACUUUGUACAAGUACAGUAACUGAUGUACACUGAACAAAAAUAUAAAUGCAACAUGCAACAAUUUCAAAGAUUUUACUGAGUUACAGUUCAUAUAAGGAAAU
Molecule: messenger RNA, 4837 nt
Organism: Oncorhynchus mykiss (rainbow trout)
Lineage: Eukaryota; Metazoa; Chordata; Actinopteri; Salmoniformes; Salmonidae
Product: myotubularin
Biological process (GO): phosphatidylinositol dephosphorylation; mitochondrion distribution; negative regulation of autophagosome assembly
Cellular component (GO): membrane; cytoplasm
Molecular function (GO): phosphatidylinositol-3-phosphate phosphatase activity; phosphatidylinositol-3,5-bisphosphate 3-phosphatase activity
Source: RefSeq, a predicted model, not a curated record